GCCAAGGAGAGAUACACAAAUGGAUCAUAACUGUAAUUCGCCAAGAACACCGAGUUUUCGGCAAAGGAAACGCUCAAAUGAGAUUCCUGCAGAGAUAAACAAAUCAAAUGGAAACAUUUUAUUGGUGGAUGAUAAAUAUAAAUACAGAUCAAUGUGGAUUCGUGCAUACUCAUCUCUGUGGAUGUUAGCUAGUGUCUCACUCAUCAUUUACUUAGGUCAUCUUUACAUCUGGGCCAUGGUUGUUGUUAUCCAAAUAUUCAUGGCCAGUGAGCUCUUCAAUCUACUUACAAGAGCAACUCAAGAUAGACGUCUCCCGAAGUUUAAGUUCUUGAACUGGCACUUUUUCUUCACAGCAAUGCUUUUCGUAUAUGGCCGUAUUCUCAGUCAGCAACUUGUGAAUACUGUGACCUCGGACAAAUUCUUGUAUAGGCUUGUGAGCAAUCUGAUCAAGUAUCAGAUGGUUAUAUGUUACUUCCUAUAUAUUGCAGGUUUUGUAUGGUUUAUUCUUUCAUUGAAGAAAAGAUAUUACAAGUACCAGUUUGGCCAGUAUGCAUGGACACAUAUGAUACUCAUCGUUGUGUUUACCCAGUCUGCGUUCACUGUAGCCAACAUAUUUCAAGGAAUAUUCUGGUUUAUUUUCCCUGCAUCCCUAAUUGCUAUGAAUGACGUUGGCGCAUAUUUCUUCGGUUUCUAUUUUGGGAGAACACCUCUGAUCAAGCUUUCUCCAAAGAAAACAUGGGAAGGUUUCAUUGGAGCAUCUGUUGCCACUAUGAUUGCUGCGUUUACAUUUGCCUACUUCUUGGGUCGCUUCCAAUGGCUAACAUGUCCAAGGAAGGACUUAUCAACUGGUUGGCUUCAGUGUGACCCUGACCCAAUAUUUAAGCCAGAGUACAUUCCAUUGCCAGGACUGAUUUCUCAUUCUCUUCCUUGGAAAGAGAUACCAGUUUUGCCAGUACAGUGGCAUGCCUUGUGGUUGGGACUAUUUGCGUCAAUCAUAGCACCAUUUGGAGGUUUUUUUGCCAGUGGUUUCAAAAGAGCUUUUAAAAUCAAAGACUUUGGUGACAGUAUACCGGGACAUGGUGGAUUUACAGACAGAAUGGACUGUCAGAUGGUAAUGGCUGUUUUUGUCUACAUUUACCAUCAAUCAUUUGUCGUCGUCGAAGACUAUUCAGUAGAAAUGCUUUUGGACCAGAUAUUGAGGAACCUUGGUUCAGAGGAGCAGCUGUCUCUCUACGCAAAACUCGGACAUAUAUUGCAAGAAAGGCGUUUAUGACAAGUUCACUCUACACUUAAUAAGAGCAUGCUUCAAUUGGUGUUAUAUCUGUAGAUGAAGA
Messenger RNA from Vigna radiata var. radiata (mung bean), 1334 nucleotides. Its product is annotated as phosphatidate cytidylyltransferase 1. Gene Ontology annotation, cellular component: endoplasmic reticulum membrane. The coding region runs from base 20 to 1273 and encodes 417 amino acids. The transcript has 11 exons. The record is from RefSeq and is a predicted model, not a curated record. NCBI's taxonomy places the organism in Eukaryota, Viridiplantae, Streptophyta, Magnoliopsida, Fabales, Fabaceae. Gene Ontology annotation, molecular function: phosphatidate cytidylyltransferase activity.